CAGGCAGCCACAAUACCGACGGCACCAUGUCGCGCCAAAGCAUGGCGCCGCAGCGCAAUCUGUCGCUCACCGAGGAAUUGGAAAAGCUGGAGCAGUCCAUUACCCUGACGCUGCAAGAAAUCGACCAGAACUUCAGCCGCGCGCAUCGCAUCGUCACAUCCGACAUCCUGCCCAUUGUCGAGCAGUAUGGGAAGCACUCGGAAGCCGUGUGGGAGGGCUCCAAGUUCUGGAAGCAGUUCUUUGAGGCCAGCGCCAACGUCUCGCUUUCUGGGUACGAGGCGCCCGACCAGGAUGAAUCGGCUGUGCACGACGAAACAGAGCAAUCGCACACGUAUGAAGACGAGACGGUCGAAGACGAAGAGACGAUGACGGGGGCAACAACCACGCCGCCGCGGCCAAGGUCUGCGCAAGACGACGAGCCCGAGUCCACCAUUGCCUUUGACUCGCCUUCACUGGGUCACAGCACACCACGCGUCCCCCUUUCGGACAAGAAGACGAUGCAGAUGGAAGGCGACAUGAGCGACGGCGAGGAAGAGCCGCAGUUUGCCGGCCUGUCGUCGCCCUACGAGGCACUCAGGUCUGAAUUCCAGCCCAACUUGGGCGACACAAAGACGCCCAGGCUGGACCCAAGUACUCCGGGCAAGGGCCAAGCGCUGCCCGAUAUGAGCGGUUUCGACUCUUCGCCCUUUAUGCAGCCCACGGCGACAAAGCAGCAGUCGUACACGAACCAGGACCCGCUGCUGCAUCGCGUGCUUGACAAGACAUACCGUGUGCAGGCCACGCCCAUCAUCAGUCCGCGCAAGUACAAGCCAACAGGUGCUUUCACGCCCCGCACUGCGCAGCGUGGCGCACCCACGCCCCGGAGCGUCACCUCCAGAUUUCCAGCAUGGACCGAAGACUCGUCGCCGCCCUCGUCUCCCGCACCGCAACUGCGUGCUGACAUCUUCUCGCCCAUGAAGACGCCGCGGACGCCCGGUGUAAGCGUCCAGACACCCGCAAAAGGCAAACAUCCCAUGAGCAUCCCAAGGACUGGGGGCACCAUCUUUUACGACAGCGACGAGGAAGAGGACGAGAUUGAAAUCUUCAGUCCGCCCAAGACGAUCCAGUUCCACAUUCCCCAGAGCAAGCUUCUGCAAACGCCCGCCCGCGAAGCCAGCAAGCGCAUUGUAGACGACCUCUUGAUGACUGCAGGAGGCGACAUCACGGACACAACGGGAGGCAUGGACGAAGACAGCCCGAGCGUGGUGCGGCGGCAGGUGGAUCUGGACGACAGUUUCUAGAGGAGCAGGAGGAGGAUGUGGAGAAUAGAGCAU
Exserohilum turcica Et28A is the source of this 1313-nucleotide messenger RNA. RefSeq lists its product as uncharacterized. NCBI's taxonomy places the organism in Eukaryota, Fungi, Ascomycota, Dothideomycetes, Pleosporales, Pleosporaceae. The transcript is spliced from 3 exons. The record is from RefSeq and is a predicted model, not a curated record. Gene Ontology annotation, cellular component: DASH complex; mitotic spindle pole body; mitotic spindle. Gene Ontology annotation, biological process: attachment of spindle microtubules to kinetochore. Bases 27 to 1280 code for a protein of 417 amino acids.